Messenger RNA from Phyllopteryx taeniolatus (common seadragon), 5582 nucleotides. It is a transcript of the gene zfand5a, whose product is annotated as zinc finger, AN1-type domain 5a. Bases 3395 to 4042 code for a protein of 215 amino acids. The record is from RefSeq and is a predicted model, not a curated record. Gene Ontology annotation, molecular function: DNA binding; zinc ion binding. NCBI's taxonomy places the organism in Eukaryota, Metazoa, Chordata, Actinopteri, Syngnathiformes, Syngnathidae. The transcript is spliced from 6 exons.
UCCUCUCGUAACAAAGCUGUUGUGAGUUGUUCCUUGUCAUGGGGGGGGAAAGAAGGUGCUGUGAUAGGUCAAAGCGACCUUUAGCGGUGGAUUGAAAGGUCAGGUGAUGUGUGCGUGACGAGAAACGAGGGGAAAAACCAAGCUACGUAUUGUUUGUUUUCCAAUUUGGACUGGUUGGACGUGUUUGCCGGCACCAUUUGGACCAGUGUGCGUUCGACGCGGAGAGAGAGAUUUGGCUGGUGCUCGUUGGGGGUCUGCGUGGUUCUGCCGCUUGGCCCGAGCUGGGGGAGGGGGCGGCCGAAACCAGAUCGGUCCUGUCGACAACAUGAACAUUUCGACAAGCGAGGCCAAAUCAGCGUAGUUCUUCGGAAAAGCAGCGAACAGCUUGCCCAAGUGGCUAAAUGAGUGUUUUCUUUCGGGCUAAUUCGAGGUUUGAUCGGCGUUGCUAUUGUGCUAGAUGGAAGUACUUCCAACCAGGGUGGGCUUUCGUGUCACAUUUUGAGUUCGAAAGACGUUGGAUAUAUUCGAUAGCUGAAAUAGUAGUAGCUGCUAACGUUCGGUCCAAAGAGGGAACAAGGAGAAUGGAGACAAAGGAAGAAACAAAGGCAACAACAGAGAGCACACUGUCUUAACUGUUGGACUAAACAUCUUUGCUCCCUGUGUUCACGAUUUGUGUUACGUUCUUUUUUGUUGUUGUUGAAAUAGAACAGUUGUGUAGUUGUAACAAAAUAACAGCUCUCUUUUUGUGUUCUGUCCAGUGUGACUCAGUAGUUUUCAUUUUAGCAGGGCCUGAAAUAUGAGCUCAGCUUCCUGCUGAUAGAUAAUCUGUGUAGUCAAGGAAAGGGGAAGACCGACCCCGGCCGGUAUGAUUUGAAAACCGGCCUUAAUUUACAUGGAAGCAAACACAGAUACAAGUUAGAUUGAUCAAAAUUCAUAUGUCGUGUGAAAAGAGUUUGUUGGGAGAUGCUUUUGUUGCUCAUGGAAACUAUCUUCUUUACCAAUGUGCUUUAUCAGAACACUUUCUAUUCUGCGAAAUCAGAAUUAAAGCUAUGUUUAAGGAAUAUUUUGGGCACCUCUCCAUGCCUCUAGACCUUUUACAUCGUGACAUGUUUGAUGUCUUAACAGGUCUGCUCGACAUUAGAUUACGCCGAUUUUAUCGGACUUACCGGUAUCGGCCGAUAAUUAGCAUUUUAUGCUGAUCUGCUUUAAUGUCAUAAUUUGCCGAUCCGAUCAAUGACGUCAUUGAGCGGCUCCGCAAAAGACAUUUACUCCCCGUCCCCAUCAUGUACAGUAUAUUUGAAUCCAAAAGCUAGUUUAUUUUCAGCCUUGUCGCGCGUCUUUUGACGUAGACCGGUAAAUAUAUCUGACGGCCAAUAAAGUUAUUUUUAAAAAAAAAUACAAAUGUCGGCGGUGUGGACCAGACAACACGUAAUGCCCGGAUCAGACUACAAGACAUUUUUUUACGAUCAGUGGGCUUUAUCUUGUCAACUCAAAUGCGACCGGAUACACUUGUUACCAUGGCGAUGACAACAAGAGUGGCCCACGCCGACUGUAUUAUAAAACAAAAUGGAGAACAAUAAGUGUUGGUGGUCGGGACAGGAGAGGACGUUCGUUUAAGGCUUGCUUGAGGUAUGUUCCUGUACUUUGAAUACGAUACAGCUCGCAAGCAGGCGACAAAACGUUAUGUAGCCUAGCAAGCUACUGCUAGCACGAACAGGUGGAUGUAAACAUGCUGCCGUUCUGUCAAAUAAUGCUCUUAGGUUUCGGUGUGGGUGAAGUAAUUGAAUUAAAAAUAAAGUAAUUUAAUUACAGUAAGUUAGCACCCAUUAUUUCUGUCAUGUAAUGUUGGUUUGACCUGACUGAUUAGAAUACAAUUCUAGGCACAAUUUUACAAUUGAAAAAUCUCACGGCACACCAACAAACAAAAAUGUCACAACAAGUGGAUACAUUAAUUACUGUAUUUACUUCCUGCCAUCUAAUAGAAGACCAUUCAUUUGUUCUGUCUGUCCCUAUAACUCACUGGCAUAAAAAGAGGAACAAAGAUACAUUAUUUAUUGUAAAUAGAUUUUUUUGAGCAAUUAGGUACACAAGUAUAUACAGUAAAUGAACAGGUCAUUUAAAUAGACACAUCCCUCCAUCUUGUGAUGGGUUAUCAUUUUUUUAAAUUCGCUGAACGGUGAUCGGCCCCAAAAAUUCUGAUCGUGUAAAGCCUACUCAACGUGGGAUUGUGAAAGUAGAGCUCAAAUGUGACUGCUAAGCCUGUUCCUUUGUUGUAAUAAGUGCAUGCUUUAUAAAUGUGGAGUCAUGUUGACUUAACAUUAGAUACUUAAUUGAUCCCAUAGGAAAUUAUGGAAUUCUGUGCUACUACUUAGUGAUUAAAACAGUAAUAUUUUGUUUUGUUUUGUGGAUUCGGCCAUAGUGUAAAGAGCCUCUAAAGUUCUGAACCGAGGAGUGAAGAAUUUUCACCAGUCAGCAUAUGAACAUGCGACGCAAAGGCAGAGAAGGUCACUGUGGGCUUUUCCGAGGAAACCCUUUGUUGACGCGCAUAGCAUGCACGAGGGGAAGCGGAGGUGGGGGUGGUUUAAGAUUUAAAACACUUGUUGGUGGCGUCAGGAUACCUUUGCUGUGCUGACUAAGAUGUCCUGAUCCAACUGUCAGCCUCUUUGCAACAUAAAACUGUCCGACUCUAUUGGUGACCAAAAUAUUGACAAGCGAGCAGCUGCUGUAUUAUGGAACAGUGUGAAAGGUUAUUUGGGAAAGAAAUCUGAUUCUUUUUGCAGCGUGAGCUGGUUGUUUUUUUUUUUUUUCCUGCAUCAGUUAUCAAGCGUCAGAUCAGGACAUCCUUUAAUCUACGCCUUCCUGUCGCCCCCCCCCCCCAACCUCUGUUUGUUCAUUCAUCAAGGACUGUUGUGCAGUUUCCCAUUACACAACCUUCGCUUGUAUUUCAUCACUCUGGUGUUGUACGUCAGCGUCAUCGGACUACAUGGUUUGCCAAGAGAACGUGCGUGUUUACUCUGUGUGAACAUGCAAGGGAGGGGGGGUGACUGGGAAAGUUUUGAAAGGCCUUAUUUGGUAAGAUGUCACUGCAGAGAAUUGAAGAGGGUGGAAUUUCCAUAAUAAUUAUUUUCCCUUCAUUUUUGCUAACCCUGAGGCGGCUCAGUAUGUUAAAUAUGGGUGUGUAAUUAUCACAAUUAUAACGUUGAUGAGUCAUAAGGUAUUGUGUAGUAAGAAAGUAAGCCAGUGUUCAGACAAUGUUCUAUUAAAACGGAAACGAGUAGUAUGCCGUCAUAACUGUGAUACGUCAUGAGGGUGCGUUUUCCCGGAUGACAAAUGGUGUGUCAGCCCUGGAAGAGCCGUGCCAACUGCUGGCAGCAAUUGCGCUCAAGGUUGAACAAUGCUCCAUUUUCUGUCAGCAAUGGCCCAAGAGACGAACCAGAGCCCGGUGCCCAUGUUAUGUGCCACAGGCUGUGGUUUCUAUGGCAACCCGAGAACCAAUGGUAUGUGUUCUGUAUGCUACAAGGAGCAUCUGACACGGCAGCAGAGCAGCGACCGGAUGAGCCCCCUCAGCCCUAUGGGCUCAACAUCUAGUCCUACCUCAGAGGCCUCCGCAAUCCAGAGACUAGAAGCCAGUCUAGCAAAGGUUGAUCCCUCCCCUGCCUCUUCGCCAGACAUGUCUAGAACUAUUCAAGGGUCUCUUCCUGUGACUCAACAAAUGACAGAAAUGAGCAUCUCGAGAGAGGACAAGCCUGAAUCCCUCGAACCUGUUGUAAACCAGCCAGCUGCCUCUAGCCCAACUCCUUUAGCUUCUUCCAGCAGUGACGAUAGCAAGGAUGACUCGUCCAAGCCAAAGAAGAACCGAUGCUUUAUGUGCCGCAAGCGGGUGGGCCUUACAGGAUUUGACUGUCGCUGCGGAAACCUCUUCUGCGGUAUCCACCGGUACUCUGACAAGCACAACUGCCCCUACGACUACAAGGCCGAGGCGGCCGCCAAGAUCCGUAAGGAGAACCCCGUGGUGGUGGCUGACAAGAUCCAGAGAAUAUAGAUCUCGCGAGGCAAACGAUGCAAGUGGCAGUGAUGAAGAUGACACUUUUUUUGAAAAAAGACUGCAGUGUUUAACCUUUGGAAUUGAGCACUGGCAUUUGUGGCCAAGUGAGGAUGGAAAGGACUUGAUUUACAAAAAUUAAAACCUCAAGAAGACAUUUGGGGGGAAAAAAAAAAUCAUGUCUGAAGGAGAUGCAUGAAUGAUCACCUUGCUUCCCUUUUGAUUAAUCCAUUUGUUAGUUUUAUCUUAUUUUCUGUGGUGUGAUUUUUCUUCCUAAGAAUACAUAUUGUCUUAUAAAGAGCAGCCCAGAGUAAAUGUCUGAGACAAGCUGCACUCCUCUCACCGUAACCAGGCAUACAGUGCCAAACUGUAGACCGCCAUUCUUGCUCAGACCCUGUCAUGCGUCAGAAACCAAGUCCAAGUCAAGAAUUGAGACCACGCUGCAUGAGCGUACAACUGUCCCCCAAAAUGUUGCACAAGGGGUUCUGUUACUUUGUCUCUGUCUUUCCCGGCUUUACCUACCUCACAGCUGCUCUGGUCUCCUCGUUGUCUUCUUUUUCUCUUUUUUUCUCCCCUUCUUUCUCUUUGUGCUCAUCCACUGUGACCCCAGCAGAGCAGCAUGUCACCGCUCAUCCGCCUCAGUGACCCCUCUGAUCAGCAUUCUUAUGUUGACUGAUUGGUUUGAUUGUGAUGAGGCUCAUUCUCGUUUAAUUCUGGAGGUAUAGUGCAGGACAGGGACAAAUAGACUCCACGUUUCACUAAAUUUCAGCCCUAGCUGUUGGCAUUCUUGGAAAACGAGCUCGCGCGUGAGUGACAGGCUGGAAGGAUGGAGGCCUCACAGCUCAAUAUUGGCUACAAAGUUGAAUGAAUGGGAUUUAUGCAUGAGUUUCUCUUCCUCUACAGGAGAGUUUCCAGUAAAAUGGCCUCAGUCUCAGUCUGGUUGGGUUGCAGGCAUUUGUACUUGCUCAGACAAUUGUUUUAUUAGCUCCCCCCCCCCCCACCGCCCCGCCCCUUUCGCAUCAAUUGUGUUUUGAUGUCGGCGCAUGUCUUCAAUGCAUAUGUGCAGUUAGGAUAUGUGACCCAUGAUUUUGUCUUUGGUUUUUAUUCAUUUUAAGUGCGCUAACAAAACGUUCAUAUGAGCACUGUGUGUGUUUGUGGAGAAACAAGGUUUAUCAGCACAUGUUUACAGAAAACUACAGGAGCAUGCCAGAGCUAGAUUUAAAUAAAAUGAAAUAUACUAGACCACCACAAUUACAUGUAGCGUGUGCGUGUGCGUGUUUGAGUGUGUGUCUGCAAAGUGUGUUUUCAUGGCUGCCUGACACAUUGUAUGUACGUGACUUGUUAAUCUAGUGUGUUUUUCAUUUAAGACAACGAUGUAUCCGUUUGAUUUCCCCCCCAGUCUGAUUCUUAGUUAUAUGCAAAUUUGUACAAAAAUGAAAAAAACAACAAACUGUUGAUAUUUAUGUAUUGCAUAUAAUCCUGCUAUCCAGCAUUACCACAGAAUAGUAUCAUGUAAAUAAAACUGUACAGAGAGACAUUA